AUGGUCGAUCCAUCCCCUAGCGAGAAACGCAAGCGGGCAUAUGGGGUUUCUUGUCGCCCAUGUCGUCAAAAGAAAAUUUCAUGUGAUGGAGCCCGGCCACGAUGUUAUGGGUGUAAAGAUACCGAGGAAGAAUGCCUGGUGCCGACAUCUGCUCGACCAUUGCGUCGAUUGAAGACAACAGUUCAUCCUUCAAGGGGCAAUUAUGUCUCUGAGGCUUCGUGUUGGGAGCUUAAGGAGCGCAUGGAUUUCAUGGAAGAGAAAAUUCACCGUUUAGAGGCAAUGCGCGACCUAUCUCCAAUGAAUUUCCGCAAUUCUUCUGAAACACCGGAGGUCACCAUAUUGCAGUCAGUUUCUGGUACCCAAUCGAUCUCAGAAGCGAAAUUCCCGACCGUAGCCGAGUUUGAGGGGGCAAAGUACCGUUUGACGGUAGAUGAAGCGGGGAAUGUUAUGUAUCACGGCCUCACAAGCUGGAGCCAAGGCCCCAAUAUCCCAAAUUCAUCUUUGCCGCCCCAAACCACUUCUCCUUCACAUGAGAUGACAGAUCCUACUUUUGCUCCUAUACUUCAAGCUCUUGCAACUUCAAAACACAUCUCCGUGGCUCCAAGAUUGGGCGACGCUCUUCUCGAAGCUUAUUUUUGUUACCAGGUUUUCAAUAUAAUUCAAAAGUCUGUUUUCAUGAGAGAUAUGGCACUGGGCGGUCAAUUCUUUUCUGAAUUCUUACUCAUGUCUAUAUACGCAUCAGCGACCCGAAUGAUAGACGGUCUAGAAAUGAACGACAAGAAAACUCAAGGCGAACUUUUUGAGAGACUAGCCCAAGAAUACCUGGCCAAAGAGAUGCAAGGCCCAACAAAGAUCACCACCAUUCAGGGACUAUUACUUCUUUCUGGAAGGGAGUGCGCACUGGGCAAUGUCAGCCAGGGCUGGAAUCAUGCUGGCCUUGCUUUCCGCAUGAUCCAUGAUCUUGGCAUUCAUCUUGCUCCAGAAAAGGUUGUUGGUGCCUCAUAUCUGUCAUUUGAAGAACAAGCCACUAGAGACAGGCUGUUUUGGAGCGCUUUUGUAUGGGACAAGUCUAUUUCACUUGCUCUUGGUCGAGAGCCAACAUUCCAGCCACGAAUUGGCCGGGAACCCUCCAGCAUGGUGGACUUUGAUGAUGUCGAUAGCCCUUGGACUCCCUAUUUUGUCAAUCCUUUUAAUUGUCCACCAGCGCUGAUGACCUAUGUCUACCAACCAAAUCGGCGGGUCGCAGCCUUCCGUUUUCAUGCUUCUCUGUGCUUGAUUCUUCAUGAUAUUAUAAUGGAGCUAUACAGCACUGAAAGCCGCCUGAGUUCCAGACGAAGGAUGGAAUUUAUUGGAAAGACUCGACAAAGACUUAAUGAUUUUUGGAAGUCGGUGCCAGAUGGAAUGAAAUUUACCGUUGACAAGCCCUCGCCUCCUCCAUGGAUCUUUAUGCUCCAAAUUUUCUACCAUGCUACUUCUAUCCUUCUAUAUCGACUGACUGUCGAUCCCACCGACAUAUCAACCACAAGCGGUCAUGUGCCCGUAUGCCUCGAGCAUAGUAUCACUGCGAAUCAAAUGGCAGUCAGCUUUACGCAAACUUUUGGCGAAAGAAUGACAUAUGUCGCCAUGUACUCUUCUUUUGUAGCAGCGAGCUUCGACAUUCUCCUUCUAGAAGGGGGAAGCGAAAACAUUCAGCUUGACGCCCUUGUCAGACUACGAAUUUGGUUAGGUAUUAUGGAGCAGAGCGUUAUCAAAGUUCCAAGCAUCCGAAGAUCAGUGCAUCACAUAUCCACUUCCACGUGGUAUUUAGUUUCCCAAAAUCCGGCCCUGGCUGUUACUGAGGCUGGACAAUGGAUCGCAUCUCUUCACACGCAGCAGAUUAUUGACACAAGUCCAAUUAACACAUUCCAAGGUAACGGAACGGGAGUCGGGUCAUUCGAUUUUUUCGAACUGUUUGAGCCUUUAUGCGACUCAUAA
Messenger RNA from Talaromyces rugulosus, 1974 nucleotides. RefSeq lists its product as uncharacterized. Gene Ontology annotation, biological process: regulation of DNA-templated transcription; DNA-templated transcription. NCBI's taxonomy places the organism in Eukaryota, Fungi, Ascomycota, Eurotiomycetes, Eurotiales, Trichocomaceae. Bases 1 to 1974 code for a protein of 657 amino acids. Gene Ontology annotation, molecular function: DNA-binding transcription factor activity, RNA polymerase II-specific; DNA binding; zinc ion binding. The transcript is spliced from 12 exons. The record is from RefSeq and is a predicted model, not a curated record.